CCCCUCAUAGACACAACAGAAGAGCGCUAACUACCAAGCAAAGAUCAACGUGGAAGCUUUGAAGAUGAAAAUUGUCAUUGUAUCUAGUUUACUAGCCUUUACACUUUUGUGUAUGUCUCAAUGUUUUGUUCAGGGAGCAUUUAUGCCGGAGCAUCCACAGACAUCCUUUUGCAGGGCGGAUUUUGUCGUUCGAGUGAAAGUGCUGGGAAUGAUCAAAAGGGACGACGAGGUACCCACAACGCAAGCUUCAGCGGGUGAUAAGUUUACGCUUCCUCCCACGACUGAGACGCUUGUAGCGGACACAGACGCCCCAGAAACGAAGACUGCUUCCCCUCCGAGGGUUCAGAAAAUUGGUGAUUUACCGCCACAGAGCAAUAACAGCGAUGUUGGGUCGCUUCUAGGUUUCAUCUUUGGCCGGCACAAGCGAAGUAUCGGAAUACGAGGUGCCCCACCUCCUGGAGGAGAAAUGCGGUACCGUCCAAUAGGCGGAAAAGGCCGCGACAAGGGAAUGAUGUACUAUGAUGUUCUAAUAAAGAAAAUCUUCAAGGGUGAAGACAGAGUGCGGAGAACCAAAAGAACUUUUGUUGAUGCCGCCAAUCCAUCUCGAUUGUUUGCAAGGAUUUACUUCUCCAGUCAUCACGGUCAGGACCUGGUACCGGGUGAUGCUUACAUGCUUUCUGGUAGAAUCAUGGGUAAUGAAUUGGUUCUCCCAUCGCGAGGCUGCUGGAUGCAAAAAUGGCGUGACCUGUCCAGAGAUCAAAUUCACGGUCUGAGUAAGGUCUAUGCGGAAAACUGCGAGUGCAUGAUCCAGUUUUGCAUUCCUGGUCUUUGUGCAUCUAUGCCUGAGUCUCAGUUGCGGUGUAACUGGGAAUUGCAAAACUUUAGGCAACCAAGAAGGGAUUGUGGAGCAAUGCACAACACAUGCGUCAAUAAACAUGGUCAAUGCCAGUGGAAAAUAGGCAAAGGAUAUGAUUCUUGUACAAAACCCUCGGAACCUCUCCCAUAAGACAGAAGACGGAAGGAUUUUCUCGGAGACUAAAGUACUUUCGGGAUCUUUCCCCGCACAGUUUUACGUCGCUGUUUUUCGCGUAACAAGGACUUGUAGAGAGGAGACAGUGGACGCGACAAAGAAAUGGAUAAUAAACAAAGAACACCAGUUAACUUUCUAGUGUUUGCUUUAGUGUACAAAUAUUUCCCAGACUGAAUGGUCCUCGUUAGCUGUAGAAGAACGACACACACGCUCAUAGUUGUAAGAAGAAACCUCAAUAAUUUCCAUUCACUUACAACCACAUAACCUUGAGAGUCAGCCGCUGUUCAGGAAAUGAGCCAGCACUGUUUUUUUUUUUUCUUUUCGGAAAGGAACAAAACCCAGACCAGAGAGAGCAGAAGAACCGAGCUUACUAGAAAUACUAAAGAUUUUGUUUAAAUUCAGGUAGAAGAUCAACUCUCUAUGUAAAAAGGAACCUUUCUCACACCCUUGUGGGAUAUAUCCCCGAUUACCAUUCGCCCGCGCGUGUUUGGUCUUAGGGCGUCAGUUCAUGUAACUGGGUGAUCUUCAGUUAAAAGAGAAGAUUUCCCAGGCGAUCGGUAUACCCAAAUUGUUAGAUUAACCACCACGGAAGCUGUCAUUAAAAACUAAAUGGAAAA
Molecule: messenger RNA, 1647 nt
Organism: Pocillopora verrucosa
Lineage: Eukaryota; Metazoa; Cnidaria; Anthozoa; Scleractinia; Pocilloporidae
Biological process (GO): negative regulation of endopeptidase activity; negative regulation of membrane protein ectodomain proteolysis
Cellular component (GO): extracellular matrix
Molecular function (GO): protease binding; metalloendopeptidase inhibitor activity
Source: RefSeq, a predicted model, not a curated record